Molecule: messenger RNA, 2484 nt
Organism: Anthostomella pinea
Lineage: Eukaryota; Fungi; Ascomycota; Sordariomycetes; Xylariales; Xylariaceae
Source: the annotation of a GenBank genome assembly
AUGAAGAUCACCCCUAUAGUCGGCCUCGUUGUGGGCAGCCUGGCUGGACUAGGCACCGCCUUUCUGCAACCCCGAGACUUCAGUUCAAACGACUACUACGUCCUCCAUAUCGACCGCGAUGUCCACCCGGAUCAUGUCGCAUCCCGCCUCGGCUUGAGGAAUGAAGGGCAGUUGGGCGAGCUACCGCACCAUUACGUUUUCCGCGCCACACGAGACGAACACGAUGUAGUGCGGAGAGCGGUCCAGGAUCGCCGAAGGAAACGGUCCUUGGGAGACCUCGAUGUUCUUGACGGCGUCAAGUUCUCCCAGAAGCAGAAGCUGCGCGCCCCUAUGAAGAAAAGGGUCAUUCCACCACCGCCAGCCGGCCUAUACCCCGCGAAGCGAGCCGACACCGCCGAUGCGAACGCCCUCCUGAGACAGAAGUCGGUCAUGGAGACCCUGGGCAUCUCCGAUCCCAUAUUCAACGAGCAGUGGCACCUCUUCAAUCCCGUCCAGCUGGGCCACGACGUCAAUGUCACCGACGUUUGGCUGUUUGGUGUCACUGGCAAGAAUGCGACCGUCGCCAUCGUGGACGAUGGGCUGGACAUGGACAGCAACGACCUGAAACCCAACUACUAUGCUCUAGGCAGCUACGAUUUCAAUGACAAGAGGCCCGAACCCAAACCUACCUUGUCCGACGAUAGGCACGGUACACGGUGUGCCGGAGAGGUCUCCGCUGCUAGGAACGACGUUUGCGGAGUGGGCGUCGCCUACGACUCACAGAUUGCCGGCAUUCGGAUCCUUAGCGCGCUUAUCAGUGACGACGACGAGGCGGAGGCCAUGAUGUACGACUUCCAACACAACCAGAUUUACUCUUGCUCUUGGGGCCCACCCGAUGAUGGAAAAUCCAUGGACGCCCCCGGCGUCGUUAUCAAGGCCGCUAUGUUGAACUCCGUCCAAAAGGGACGUGAUGGCCUCGGAUCUAUUUACGUAUUCGCCAGUGGCAAUGGUGCUGCGCAGGAGGACAACUGCAACUUUGACGGGUACACCAACAGUAUCUACAGUAUUACCGUCGGCGCCAUCGAUCGGAAGGGAGUUCAUCCCUACUACUCAGAGCACUGUUCGGCCCAACUUGUUGUGACCUACAGCAGUGGUAGCGGUGAUGCCAUUCACACCACCGACGUGGGAGAGAAUCAAUGCUACUCGGGACACGGAGGUACUUCUGCUGCAGCUCCCCUGGCCGCAGGUAUCUUUGCUCUCGCUUUGGAGGUUCGUCCGGAUUUGUCGUGGAGAGACAUGCAAUAUAUCGCUUUAGAGAGUGCAGUCCCCGUCGACCUCGACACAGGAGAGUGGCAGCCCACGACCAAGGGCAAGCAGUUCAGUCACACUUUCGGCUACGGCAAGAUUGACAGCUGGGCCCUUGUCGAAACAGCAAGGACGUGGAAGAAUGUGAAGCCGCAAGCUUGGUUCUACUCCCCCUGGCUACAUGUCCACAAGGAGAUCCCGCAGGGGGAUCAAGGGCUGUCCGUGAACUUUGAGGUUACCGAAGAUAUGCUCAAAGAGGCGAACCUCGAGCGCCUCGAGCAUGUUACCGUGACAAUGAACGUCGAGCAUGACCGUCGGGGUGAACUAAGUGUUGACCUCAUCAGUCCCGACAAAGUCAUCAGUUACAUUGCCACCACUCGCAAGCACGACGAAAGUAAAGAGGGCUACGACGACUGGACGUUCAUGAGUGUGGCGCACUGGGGCGAAUCAGGUGUGGGCAAAUGGACCUUGAUUGUGCGGGAUUCCACGGUUAACGACAACAACGGCACGUUUGUCGACUGGCACCUCAAGCUUUGGGGCGAAGCCAUCGAUGCGUCCAAGGCUACACUUCUGCCCAUGCCGACCGAGCACGACGACGACGACCACGACGUGACUACCACCACUACCCUCACAGCAAGCACAACCAGUCUGCCCCCUAUUCCGGACGCUACCAACACUGGCGUUGCUACCACUCUCCCCUCUGACCAUCCUGAACGUCCCAUCAAGCCCAGCAACACCCCCAGCAACACCGCCACCGGUGGCGCCACUUCGGAAACCGGCACCGAAGCAGCAGAACAUGAGGCUACAAGCGCUCCAAGCUCAUGGCUGCCAUCAUUCCUCCCUACAUUCAACGUCUCGUCCGCCACACAGGCAUGGAUUUAUGGCGCACUGGGUCUGAUUCUGGCAUUCUGUUGCGGACUGGGCGGCUGGCUGUGGUACGUGCGCCGCAAGCGUCUGCGUAACAACCCGCACGACGCAUACGAGUUUGAGCCUCUUAAUGAGGAUGAAACCGAGGGACUUAACGGCGGGGGUGAAAAGGGCCAGAGGCGGAGAGGCGGCGAGCUGUACGACGCCUUUGCAGGUGGCAGCGACGACGAUGACGAUGACCACAGGAGUCUGGUGAGCGCGGAGUCAGACGAUGAGCGGGAGGUUGUGCGCGAGAAGCAGAAGCAGAGCUCGCGGCUGAUGGGCGACCAAUAG